This is a messenger RNA of Kwoniella mangroviensis CBS 8507, 660 nucleotides long. RefSeq lists its product as uncharacterized. Gene Ontology annotation, cellular component: cytoplasm; nucleus. The transcript has 10 exons. Gene Ontology annotation, molecular function: protein kinase activator activity. Lineage: Eukaryota; Fungi; Basidiomycota; Tremellomycetes; Tremellales; Cryptococcaceae. The coding region runs from base 1 to 660 and encodes 219 amino acids. The record is from RefSeq and is a predicted model, not a curated record. Gene Ontology annotation, biological process: positive regulation of protein phosphorylation; signal transduction; cell division.
AUGUCUACUCUAUUCAACCUGAAAGGUAAUCAAUCCAGAACUUUCAAACCAAAGAAAGUACCCGAGGGAACGAAGCAGUGGCAAUUGAAGCAAUAUGCUCAACAGACUUUGGGAUCAGGUAAUUUGAGAACAGCAGUUCAAUUACCAGAAGGUGAAGAUCUACAAGAAUGGAUAGCUGUGCACGUGGUCGAUUUCUUCAAUCAUGUGAAUAUGUUGUAUGGUACCAUAUCUGAAUUUUGUACACCUACCGAGUGUCCAAUCAUGAAUGCUGGUCCGAAGUACGAGUAUUUCUGGGAAGAUGGGGAAAAUUACAAAAAACCUACGCACCUUUCUGCACCUGCCUAUGUAGAAGCAUUGAUGACAUGGACUCAAUCGAUUUUGGACGAUGAGAAACAUUUCCCUCAACAGAUCGGUAAACGAUUCCCACCUACUUUUAUGAAUACUGCCAAAACCAUCUUGAGGAGGUUGUUCAGGGUGUAUGCCCAUAUCUAUCAUAGUCACUUCGAUCAGGUUUGCGCUUUGGGUAUCGAAGCUCAUCUGAAUACGAAUUAUAGACAUUUCUUAUUAUUUGUUGAUGAGUUCCAACUUCUCUCUGAGAAAGAUUUGAUCCCAUUGGAAGAGUUCAACAAGACCAUCCUGGAUGAGACUGGACGUCGUUAG